Molecule: messenger RNA, 1078 nt
Organism: Paramecium pentaurelia
Lineage: Eukaryota; Ciliophora; Oligohymenophorea; Peniculida; Parameciidae
Source: the annotation of a GenBank genome assembly
UAUGAUGAUGAAUCAUUUAAGAAAUUGUGGAAAAUUUUCAACUCUUGUGUUUGCUGACCAUUCAAGUGGAAAAUUAUCCAAAUCAACACUUAAAAUCUUAAAUGCCGCAAAACUAUUGAACCAAUAGAUCUCUUUAUUAGUAGCUAGCAAUGAUGCCAGUUCUGUGGUUGAUUAAAUCAAAUCAUCAAUACCCAGCAAUGUUGUACACCAAGUACUAGUGGCACAACAUGACUCAUUUAAAGCACCUUAGGCAGAUUUAUUAGGCAAUUUGGUUAAACAGUUGAUUGAUUAACAUGGAUUCACUAAUUUUGUCACAAGCACCUCUACAUUAGCAAAAGACUUUUUACCUAGAGUUGCUGUUAAAUAUGCAGCCCAACCUAUAACAGAUGUUAUAGCUAUAAAUAAUGAAGUAUUUUUCAGACCUGUGUAUGCAGGAAAUGCAAUUGCUUAAGUCAAAUCAAAUGAUAAAGUCAAAUUCAUAUCCUUUAGACCAACAAAUUUUGAAGAAGUAGAUUAUAAUUAAUAAUUAGAUUCAAUAAGUUGGUGAAAAAGUGUCAAAUAUUGUAUAGGUGAAAGUGGAAAAUACAAAAUAAAUGAUUGAACAUGUCUCUGAUGAAUUAGUAUAAAGUGAUAAACCAGAAUUGACUACUGCUAAAUUUGUAUCUCUAUUUUUUAAUAAUAGAUUGUAUCAGGAGGAAGAGCCUUGGGAAGCAAAGAAAAUUUCUAAAUUUUGGAUGAAUUAGCAAAUGCUUUAGGCAAUACAGCUAUUGGUGCAUCUAGAGCAGCCGUUGAUGCAGGAUAUGCUGCAAAUGAUUAAUAAGUUGGACAAACAGGUAAAGUGGUUGCCCCUGAAUUAUACAUUGCAGUAGGUAUAUCUGGAGCUAUUCAGCAUUUGGCAGGAAUGAAAGAUUCAAAAGUGAUUGUAGCUAUCAAUAAAGGUAUUUUUAAAUGAAAUCAACUUUAUAGAUUAAGAAGCUCCAAUUGUAAGUGUAGCUGAUUAUACAAUUGUUGAUGACUUGUUUAAAGUAGUGCCAGAGUUAACAAAGAAAAUAAAAGAAAUNUAAUUAUAUUGUUGAUU